GAUCAAUCGUACUGCUUCGACGAGCCUCAUGGCCGUUUCUGUAUAUAUCAGCCAAGGCGAUGUCGAAGAAACUCAUCUUCUUAAUGGGUGCACCCACUCUGAGAAACCUUCAGUGGGAUGAAGAGCAAUUGCUCACAGAGCCCAUCUUUCCUUUCAAGGGACCAAAUAUCCAUGACGAAGAGCCAUGGUGCCUGACCGAUGCUUACCCUGUUAAGUGGAGGCUUUUGCAAGACUUGCGGACAUCUGAGUUACGACAAGGGAAGUUCGACACUUGCUCCCAGGAAAGGGCCUGCUUCCUAGCAACCCGCGACCUCGCGGUCUCUGGCGGGAAUUCGACCAAUGAACCAGAGGGUUCAGUACUCUCACGGUUCUACGAGCACUCCUUCACCGUGCAUGAGGUUUCCGAGGUUUCGGCGACCGGGGUUCGCUCUGAUAACUCCUUUCAAGGUAGCGGCACAUGGGCCGAUAGUACUGAGAGUUCGAUCGCAACAGUGAGCGACAAAGAAGCGCCGAACCCAGGGAUUCUUUGCCAAACGUCUGUUACCAACCUCCAGGCUAUCCCUACGGCAGCAUACUUGACGUCGAUUGUGCCGCAGACCCUGAGUGUCAAUCUAGUCGUGUCAAUCAUUACCAUCAACCCUCCACGCCGUAUUGUGACACGGCAAUGGAAGAAAGAAAUAGACCUGGUGGAGGUCGUAGUGGGCGAUGAUUCCCGAAGCGGAUUUGGAGUAACCUUCUGGCUUCCUCCUGCGGAUCAAGCACAUGCUGCCAGUGAUCGCAACCCUAUCGAGGACGAACUUGGAAGGUCGUUGGCUACGCUGCGGCCUCGAGAUAUUGUUCUGAUGCGCACGGUAGGACUGAGUUCCUUCCGAGAACGGGUGUACGGGCAAAGUCUGCGGAAGGGAGUCACUAGAGUUGACCUUCUGCAUCGACAGCGGGUUGACGCAAACGAUGCAGGCGGUGUCUACAGCACAAAGAGGCUACAAGAAUUCCAACGGCAGCGGCAGCAGCAGCAGCAGCAGCAGCAGCAGCAGCAGCAGCAGCAGCAGCAGGGUCCUGCAGCCAAGAAGGAAGAGGAUCGGCUGGUAGAGAAAGUCAGCAAGGUGCGCGAGUGGAUCAGACGAUUUGCGCCGGAUGCAGUAGGCGGUGAGGAUGAUAAGGGGUCCCUAACACGUGGUCUUGCUGGAACAGCUACCAGGAAUAACGCACUGCCUCCGGAUACGCAAGAGUAUAUUUAGAACAUCAACCACAGUCUUGUAGGUAAGGACAUACAGAGCUGGGGAUUGCUCUUCCACUAUGCCCUCCGGAUCAUGCACAUGACCAUAGUGGCUGGUAACACGAACCGGGGAGACGGCGGACAAGGGCAGGAAAUCCAUUGUCUGUCCUCAAGCAGGGAGAGACCAGAAAAGCGAUUAUACAUGGACGAUCAGAAGAUCGAGAAGCUUGGGACUUGCUACAGGGUCUGUUGGAGAUUUGCUUGGGGAGGGGGGCGAGAUGAUUAUGCCUCCUGCA
Messenger RNA from Aspergillus uvarum CBS 121591, 1512 nucleotides. RefSeq lists its product as uncharacterized. Bases 60 to 1238 code for a protein of 392 amino acids. The transcript has a single exon. The record is from RefSeq and is a predicted model, not a curated record. Lineage: Eukaryota; Fungi; Ascomycota; Eurotiomycetes; Eurotiales; Aspergillaceae.